AUAUGUUUGCAAAGAAAACAAAAGGACUUUGCUUUCGCUAUCUGAGAACUGAGACACAGAAAAUGGCGGCGGCGAAAGCAGCGGUGGUUUUGCCACGGCCGGUGACUUUUGUGAUUGGAAACGCCAAGAAGCUCGAAGAAGUCAAAGCUAUCAUCGGCAAUUCCAUUCCUUUCAAGUCUCUCAAACUCGACCUGCCUGAGCUUCAAGGUGAUCCUGAGGAUAUCUCCAAGGAGAAGGCUCGUUUGGCUGCUCUUCAGGUGAAUGGGCCAGUGCUAGUGGAGGAUACAUGUCUCUGUUUCAAUGCUUUGAAGGGACUUCCUGGGCCAUACAUCAAGUGGUUUCUUGAGAAGCUUGGUCAUGAAGGUCUGAACGACUUACUGAUGGCCUAUGAAGAUAAAUCAGCUUAUGCAUUGUCCGCAUUCUCUUUCUCACUUGGUCCAGGUGCUGAACCUCUUACAUUUUUGGGGAAAACUCCGGGUAAGAUAGUUCCAGCAAGAGGACCAACUGAUUUUGGGUGGGAUCCAGUGUUUCAACCUGAUGGAUAUGACCAAACUUAUGCAGAAAUGGCAAAGGAAGAAAAGAACAAGAUAUCUCAUAGGUGCAAGAAACUUGUCAUAGAUUGGAUUUCAGCUAGUGAUCUUGAGCAAGGUGUAAAAAAAGAGAAUCCGGAUGCAUAUAAGGCCGCCUGGAAGUUACUCAAGGGUGCUGAUGGUAUUCUUGUGCCGGGAGGUUUUGGCAAUAGAGGUGUAGAAGGAAAGAUGUUGGCAGCAAAAUACGCUAGAGAAAACAGAGUUCCAUACCUCGGUAUCUGUCUAGGGAUGCAGCUUGCUGUGAUCGAGUUUGCAAGAACCGUACUCGGUUUGCCAGAUGCAAAUAGCACUGAACUUGAUCCCAACACCAAGAACCCUUGUGUUAUUUUCAUGCCUGAGGGGUCUAAAACGCAUAUGGGAGGCACUAUGAGAUUAGGCUCAAGAAGAACUUAUUUUCAAGCUAAGGACUCCAAAUCAGCAAAACUGUAUGAACCUGAUAUACCCAUCCGACCAAAAAGCCAAAAUAAAUGUUGGACGGCAAACUAAAGGGGAAUGGGAUGAGAUCAUGUUUCAGAUGAAUUGCCGUUUGUGAUCACACAAUGAAUUUAUGAGACAACAGCCAGUGAGUAAAGCUCCCAUGUAAUCUCUGAUCAUAUUCCCAACACAUAAUGUGAAGAACAGGAACAUAACCACUAAAACCCCAACCCCAAAAGAAGAAACAAAGAUCGCAUCAAUUAAUCAUUAAAAUCAUAUAAUAUAUUUGUGGUUUGGUUGUCUCUAUCACACAUGAAGCUGUAAACUUUUUUCGCAUCCAAACCUAUAAGUGAAACUUUGAAGAUCUUCAUAACUUUGGUAAUGAUAUUUCAGAUACUUUGCUGUUCUUUGA
Arabidopsis lyrata subsp. lyrata is the source of this 1416-nucleotide messenger RNA. Its product is annotated as inosine triphosphate pyrophosphatase. Bases 3 to 1076 code for a protein of 357 amino acids. The record is from RefSeq and is a predicted model, not a curated record. Gene Ontology annotation, biological process: pyrimidine nucleobase biosynthetic process; nucleoside triphosphate catabolic process; CTP biosynthetic process. Gene Ontology annotation, cellular component: cytoplasm. Gene Ontology annotation, molecular function: CTP synthase activity; identical protein binding; nucleoside triphosphate diphosphatase activity. The transcript is spliced from 12 exons. NCBI's taxonomy places the organism in Eukaryota, Viridiplantae, Streptophyta, Magnoliopsida, Brassicales, Brassicaceae.